Pleuronectes platessa (European plaice) is the source of this 5153-nucleotide messenger RNA. It is a transcript of the gene cdkl5, whose product is annotated as cyclin-dependent kinase-like 5. Gene Ontology annotation, biological process: regulation of dendrite development; positive regulation of axon extension; protein phosphorylation. NCBI's taxonomy places the organism in Eukaryota, Metazoa, Chordata, Actinopteri, Pleuronectiformes, Pleuronectidae. The record is from RefSeq and is a predicted model, not a curated record. Gene Ontology annotation, cellular component: nucleus; dendrite cytoplasm. Gene Ontology annotation, molecular function: protein kinase activity; ATP binding. Bases 548 to 3985 code for a protein of 1145 amino acids. The transcript is spliced from 21 exons.
UAUGAACACGGAGCCUCUGAAGAACUGUUGACGGUACACGGACACCCCGUCAUCGGCGGUGUGUCUGCGGAUUGCAGCUCAUCUUCGUCCACAGACUAAGUGAGUAUGGGGGAUUUGAUGGUGUCACGACGCGCAGGCCUCUCUCCCACUGUCACGCCACAUGAUGUUUCCUCGUCUUCAUCAUUUUCACGGGCAUGAUGCUCGGGGCUUCACAGAUUCAGCUCCAUCACCUCGAACAGGCGACACAUCACAUCUGCAGGUAGGACCGCUAAGAGGUUUGGACAGAAGGACGUCACGCACAACCAGGAGUCACGGAAUAAAGGGAGUUCACAGACGAUUGAAACAACUGGAGAAAGAUCCAUGAUUAAAAGAAAGUGAGAAGAAGAAGAAGAUGAAGAGUUAAGAGUUAAGAUGGGGUGCGGUCAGGUUACUUUGCUCCUGGGCUCUACAGUUCCCUCCGUCAGAUGCCGGUCAAAGCAGGAGUCUCCUCGCUAACACUCGAGCAGCUUGUUUCACCCGCUGGAGGAAUCCCCCGCUCGGUGAUGUGAUGAAUAAGUUUGAGGUCCUUGGCAUUGUGGGAGAAGGAGCGUAUGGAGUGGUGCUUAAGUGCAGACACAAGGAAACCAAUGAGCUGGUGGCCAUCAAGAAGUUCAAAGACAGCGAAGAAAAUGAGGAGGUCAAGGAGACGACUCUUCGGGAGCUGAAGAUGCUUCGGACUCUGAAGCAGGACAACAUCGUGGAGCUGAAGGAGGCGUUUCGCAGGAGGGGGAAACUCUACCUGGUCUUUGAAUAUGUGGAGAGGAACAUGCUGGAGCUCCUGGAGGAACUGCCCAACGGUGCAGCGCCCGACAAAGUCCGCAGCUACAUCUACCAGCUCAUCAAAGCCAUCAACUGGUGUCACAAGAACGAGAUUGUACACAGAGAUAUCAAACCUGAGAACCUCCUCAUCAGCUCUGAGGACGUCCUCAAGCUCUGUGACUUUGGUUUUGCUCGUAACCUGUCGGAGGGAACUGACGCCAACUACACAGAGUAUGUGGCCACAAGGUGGUACCGCUCACCUGAGCUGCUGCUGGGGGCUCCCUAUGGAAAAGCCGUGGACAUGUGGUCGGUGGGGUGUAUCCUCGGGGAGCUGAGCGACGGACAGCCCUUGUUCCCGGGGGAAAGUGAGAUUGAUCAGCUCUUCACCAUUCAGAAGGUUUUGGGUUCACUCCCUGCCGAGCAAAUGAAACUCUUCUACAACAACCCUCGGUUUCAUGGAAUCAGGUUUCCCUCAGUUACUCAUCCUCAGACUCUGGAGAGAAGGUACCAAGGCAUCUUGAGUCUUCUGAUGUUGGAUCUGAUGAAGAACCUGCUGCUGCUGAACCCCACCGAGCGUUUUCUGACGGAGCAGAGCUUGAACCAUCCGGCCUUCCAGCCUCUGAGAGAGAGAGAGAGGCCUCCUCCUGCAUCUCCCAACCCGCCGCGCUCCUCCAAGAGGAAAACACACCAUCAUGGAGAGAACACAGUUCCUACCAGGAGUCACACUAAGAGCUCAAGCCGUCGCUCCAACAGUAAAGAGUGCUCCAGCCUCCCUCGCCACGGGGACCUCCAUCACCUCGGCAAUGAGAGCUUCCUGAAUGGCAACAAACCGGCCCCGUCCAGUUUGAGUCCAGUGCUCCACCCCAAGGGCCAGUACAUGUCCCAGACCCUCAAUCGCUCUGCCUCAUCCAACAAAGACCUGGCUAACAACAACCUGCCACACCUCCUCAGUCCCAAAGAGGUCAAAGGAAAGACUGAGUUUGAUUUCAGCAUGGGACCCUCCACAAAGCUGCCGGACCAGGGGCACGGGGGAAAGUACGGCCACAGCAAACCCAGCACGUCUCGCUCUCAGCAGCAGCAGCAGCAGCAGCAGCAGCAGCAGCAGCAGCAGCAGCAGGUCGGGCGCCACACCUUCCUGGAAGGCAAGACAAACACACUGCAGUCUGGAGCGGAGAAACAACAUGGCCGACACAGCCACAGUAUGGCCGACUCUGCCCACGGCUCCAUGUCCUCCUCGUCUAAAAGCUCGGCCUCUUAUCUCAGCCUGUCCAAGAGCCACAGCGCGCUGAGCGAUGCCAAAUCGGUCGGGAACCUCAGCGACGGUCGGCUCCACCCGGACGACCCAAACUCCAACACAGCAGCAGGGGUGGGACCCAGCGCCCGCUUCUUCCCUGCCAGCUGCUUAGACCUCAAUGCGCCUUCGGGCCCUCAGGGGCCCCCCGGCAGCCCCUCCACGCGACACAGUGAUCGAUCCGGACACAGCCCCGCUUCUCGUAGCAGCGGCAAUGUCCGCAUGGAGAGCAGCACACUGGACUCGUCCUCCAGACACAAGUCCAGACAUAAGCCUCUAACACCAGAGGAUAUCGGCGCUCCGGAGCUCUUAGACCCGGGAGGAGCGGGGAUGCCCUCCACUCACACUCUGCCUUCCCCACACGAGUCUUAUCACUACGGCCUGGGCUACACCUCCCCCUUCUCCUCUCAGCAGCGCCCCCAACGCCACUCCAUGUACGUGAGGAGGGAGCGCCAGCGGCCCCACGGCGUGGAGGGUGGGAUGGCGGGCUUGCCUCCGCCGGGGCAGGUGAUACCAACCAGAGCCAGCAGCCUGCAGCUCCUCUCCCCGCAGCUGCAGCACCGCACCACCCUCACCGGACACUCAGUGAGCUCAUCGAGAGAGGACUGCACCGAUGACAUGACCAGGAGUGAGCCGUCCCCUAAAGACAUGAGCCACCCUUGUGCCCCCAUCAAAGACUCUGCGAGGGACAACGCGGCUGCUUUUCACCAGCAGCGCUCUAAAAACGAGGUGGGUAUGUACCACGACCCUCAUGGGGAAGAUGGAGGUUCUUCCAAGGAGAACCGGAUGAUCUUCACUGAGUCUAUGCCGAGGAGAGUCGGCAGCUUCUACCGAGUUCCUUCCCCACGACCAGACAACUCCUCCUCUUUCCACGACGGCGUCGUCCAGAGUCGAGGGCCGGUCGUCCCCGUUGCACCCGGAGACCCUGUCCUCAUGGGAAACCACUCCAAACGCCAGACGGCUUUUGACUGGAGCGCCGCGGAGGCGAUGGUCAUGAACCCUCCGGAGCCCGUCAAAGAGAAGGAGAAACAAGGCUUCUUCAGAGCCAUUAAGAAGAAGAAGAAGAAGACACAAAUAACGGACAUGGAGGACGGGAGGAACCCCAGCAUCAGGAAAAGUCUCUUCCCCCUCUUUAGCUCUAAGAAUAGCUUAAAGCACAACUCAGCUGUCAAAGUCCUCCCUGUAGUCGCCUCGCCCAUGGUACAACACCAGCCUACCGCGCCCUACCCUGCCUCACCAGUCGUGGGCAUCGGACAGGAACACCUGUCGCUGCAGAGGGGCUCCAAGUCCUCCUCUCAUCACGGCAGCCGGCGGAAAAACCGCGAGAGAUCCCGUGACAGGGACCGAGAGCGAGAACAGAGCCGGGACCGAGACCGAGAGAGAGAACGUGAGAGGGAAAGAGAGAGGGAAAGGGAGAGGGAGAGAGGGAGGGAGAGAGAGAGAGUCAGUGACUGGCCACAGGAGAAACCCGUGGACUCACACUCACAGAGCCAACCACUCAAGUCCCUCCGCCGGCUCCUUCACCUCUCCCCCUCCUCCUCAAAUCAAGGACAGCCUCCUCCUCCUCCUCCUCAAGACCUGCGCUUCCAAGCCCCCCUCUCCAACCCGCCUCAGCCCUCCUCCAAAGCGGGCUACCCCGAGGGUCGAGGGCACGUGGAGAGCAGGGGGCACUCCGGGGUGAGCAGCACCUCCCAGUCCAAGAGCCGCAAGCCCAGCUACCCCCUCCCUGGACAGAUCGAGUCCAGCUGGCACGUGUCGGCUCUGCAGCGGGCGGAGGGCGCUCAGUUCACCCCAGAACAGUUGGGCAUCAAACCGGGGCAGAACGGACCCACGUUUACCCGAUCCUCCCGCAACAGGAUGCCAAACCUCAACGACCUGAAGGAGACUGCGCUUUAAAAAAGAAAGGAAACCCUCCCAAACCACACCACCUCCAAUAUAGCUCCAUCCUGAAAGCAUCUGUCAAUGCAGACAUCCUGGUACUGUAGUACAAGUUUACAUGAAGCCUAUUUCACUGGAUCAAGUCCUCAUUGAGAAACACAGUGUCUGGAACCUACACGGACCAGACGCUGACCAGCCAGACACAGACAGCGGGGACGGUUGCGUCCAGGAGACAGGACAGGGCCGCUCCGUCACAGGAAGACAGCCCUGUGUCAGUUGUACGUUAUUGUUUCUCUACUGAACAAGGGAUUCGAACGUAAUAAGCUGAUGUUUCCCGUCAAGGAGAACCUGCUCCUUUGGCCUCUCUGCUGCCAUCUCCUGCUCACAGGACGCUACUACACCUGACAGCCGCCGACCGCACCGCGGCCAAUGAACUCAAGCUCUGUUUUUCAAGCUCCGAUAUUUGAUAAGAACAAAAAAACAAAAGAUUUAUAUCAACAUUAUUUAUUGAAUAUUUAUUUGUUUUGAAUUCAAGGAUAUAAGCUAUAAAUGACACAGUAUGUAGGCUAUAUGGGAAUAUUAUAAGGUAAUAUAGAAUUAAAUGUGUAAUUGCGAGAGCUUUAGUUUCGACACAAAGAAUUGAAUAGAUAUUUAUGUGUUGAUAAUACAAUAUGUCAAAAGGAAUAUUUAAUAAUGGUGAAUGUCCUUUUUCUGUUCAAUUUGAUAUGUUAUUAAGAGAUUUUCAUAAUGUUAUUUUUAUCCUUUUUUUCAUUUUUUUUCAUCAAAAUAUGAAGAAUUACUGAUGAAUACUUUUUGCCCAGAGUGAAAAAAAAAAACACAAAAAAACAUCUAGUUCAAAUCUGCUCAUCAGCCUCAUGACAUCACUUUAUGAGUUGAGUGACACAUCGGGCUAUUUGUCAGAGGGUUCGGUAGCAGAGGAGCCGGAGUGAGACUGUUAGACUCUGAACUUUACACACAGAAACUUUCACAUCACAUGACGUCCCAAUCUCAGUGUCCUUAUCCUUUUAGCUCCGUGCUGCCAUGUUGGUUUCGUCUUCAGCCUUAACAGUAAGUGAGUAAUCACCACACGGCCCCCGCUGAGAAGUUUGUCUCUAAACAGUGUUUUCAGAUUGUGGGAGAGCAUUCUGCAAAAAAACAACCUCACCUACAACCUUUAAGAUCUUCA